This is a messenger RNA of Podarcis raffonei (Aeolian wall lizard), 2872 nucleotides long. RefSeq names its product N-acetylglucosamine-1-phosphate transferase subunit gamma (gene GNPTG). Gene Ontology annotation, cellular component: Golgi apparatus. Bases 24 to 1022 code for a protein of 332 amino acids. The transcript is spliced from 11 exons. The record is from RefSeq and is a predicted model, not a curated record. Lineage: Eukaryota; Metazoa; Chordata; Lepidosauria; Squamata; Lacertidae.
CCGGGUCUCGCCGGAGACCGAAGAUGGCGGCCUCUGCCGGCGGUGCAAGGAGGAAGCUGGAGGAGGAAGGGCCUAGGGUCGGGAUGGGCGCGACGGCGUUGCUGCUGCUGCUGCUGCUCCCUCUGAUGGGAGAACUGGCCGCUGGCGGGAAGAUGAAAGUCGUGGAGGAGCCCAACAGCUUCGGGCUCAACAACCCCUUCCUGCCUCCGUCAAACCGCCUCCAGCCCAAAGCGUCCCCUUCGCCUGUGGCGGGACCCGCACAUCUUUUUAGGCUGGUGGGCAAGUGCUUCAGUUAUGUCGAAUCCAUGUACAAGUAUGAGUUCUGCCCCUUCCAUAAUGUCACCCAGCAUGAGCAGACUUUCCGGUGGAAUGCCUACAGUGGAAUUCUCGGAAUCUGGCAUGAAUGGGAAAUUGAAAACAAUACAUUUGUUGGUAUGUGGAUGAGAGAUGGAGAUUCAUGUGAAACCAGGAACCGACAAACAAAGGUUCUUCUUGUCUGUGGAAAGAACAACAAACUGGCUCACGUGUCUGAACCAAGCACUUGUGUUUAUUCUCUUACAUUUGAAACUCCACUAGUUUGCCACCCACAUUCUCUCUUAGUCUAUCCAGCUUUGCCUGAAACCCUCCGGAGGAAGUGGGAUGAAGUGGAACAGUUGCUUUAUUCUGAGCUAAUCACAAAACAGGGAUACAAGAAAUGGUUGAAAGAGAUAUUUGAAGAAGCAGGCUUUUUUAAAUUAACUGGAGAGAAAGUGAGUGAGGGAAAGAAAACAAAGCCUCAACACCUGGAAUUUGAUUCACUGGAAAAGUGCAAUAAGGAGUACAAAGAACUUUCUAAAGAUCUGAAGAGGCUUACAGAUUUACUUACUCAACAUGGAAUUUCGUAUGAAACAAGCCUGAAUGGAAAGAGAGAUGAUAACCGUGCCACUCAGGCAGUUGUGACAGAAAAGCCAUCUCUUACUGUUGUUUCAAAGGCUGAUUGGCACCUGCGUGGAGACACGGGAACAUGGAAUGACUCCCUCUAAGGAAAAAUCCCCCUGGACAACUUGCUCAGCAUUUGGGGUUUUCAAGCAAUUAGAAUUUAAUCCACAUUGUGUGGUUGUACUUGGGUUAUGGAACCUGUGACCCCUCAGAUGAGGCUGGAGUAUAGCUUCCAUCUUUCAGCAUAGGCCACGCUAACUGGACCUGAAGGGAGCUGGGAUUGAACAAGAAGCGUAUGGAAAGUCACAGGUUUCCUAUCCCUCUUCUGUACCCCACAGGGAAGAGCAGAAACUGUUAAAUAUAGGACAGUCUUUUCAGCAGGCCGGUAUCUGGUAGGAGCCUCUGCUGCCAACUCAGGACUCUCUUUUGGAGUGAAGGCAAGUUGAAGUUGUGGCAGCCUUUUUGAGCUUUGUGUCUUAUUGCUUCGUAACAGAGAAUGCUGCAAGUGAGGGCAGCAGUCUUAUGUACUGUGUGGUGUCUUGGGCCAGAAGAGGAUCCAUCCAAUAAAUUCCAGUCCUUAGAAUUUUAUUUAACAAAAGUGCACAGCGACCACAGUAUAGGCGGAGGGACCCAAUACAGGAUUUAUCCCAAAGGAACAUUACAAAUGACCAGUCAGUGUUGCAGGCAUACACUAUGAAGAAAACUUCAAGCAGAACUAGCCCCCUAUGCUUUUUUUUACUCCUAUUAAUUCAGCAGGUCCCUCCACUGCUUUAUGAUAUAUUUCUGAUGGUUUCUACUAGGCUGCUAAGGCAAGAAACUUAACGUACUUGAUUUCUGCCGCCGCUUUCAUUCAUUUCAGCGGGACACGGGGCACGGAGACUGCUGCUCCAUAGGCCAGAUCUGUUUAUCCACCUUGACGAGGCUCAAAAUUGCCCAUCUUGCCUUCCUACCAAGAACCACCUACUUGAUCACAUGAGAUGGCCCACGGCCAGAGCAGAAGUGCCUCUAGCUGCUGUCUUGGUGGUUUGGUCAACUUAGUAGCCGCCAUAAUGCUAUAGGAAUAUCAAACUACACUACAAUAGAUUGUGGGGGUAGAAGAGGAGGGAAAGUCCAAGACUUGGACUAAACACCCCCAAAGACAACAAACAAACCACUCAGGCUAAUAAUGGUUUAAUUCUGGGUGUUGAGUACAUGGGAAACAAUAUGCAGGAGGCGGUGCAGCCAUACGUCAGGAUGGGUGCAAAGAUCUGGAGCCAGCCGAGGUUGGCAAUGUGGGAAGAGAGCUGCUCGUUUUGGGAGCCACUGGUGGGUGAAGCAGCUCACAGAAAGAAACUCAAAGCUCCUUUUCCACAGACUUCCAAGUAACAAGAGUUACUUCCCAUAGAACUUCUUGUUUAGGAGAAAAAUGAGGAGAUUGACAUUCACUUUUGCUCGGUCAAACAACUUCAUGACAGCCACACCUUCAUACUGGAGCUGCAACAGAUCCUGUGGGAGCCAGAGGAGGGGCGGGGAGAGAAAGAGAGAGAAUAAAUUCUCAGCUGCGGCUCCUAGGACACACCUGGUCAGCGCAGAGGCUUGGCCUGUAGCGUUCAUACAUCUUGCCCAUUUUGCACCUCUGAGAUGGGCAAAUCAUACCCCGCAGUCAUUUCUCAAGUAACACAUGCCAUCAUUUUUUUGUGAUGCUUAGCGGAAGCUAUCAAGCUGCUAUAGUGAAGGGUUCUCUGUUUUGCACAGGGUGGGAAGGAACCCUAUUUCAUGCAUUGAUACUUCUCCAAAACUGAUUUCCUCACUGGUAAAAGCAUGGAUGCCAUCCCUGUUGGACAUUCUAAUUUUGUUUUCAGUAAUUUAAGUGCACAUUUUUCUUUAAUGCUGCCAAAUAAGAAAGAAAAAAUGGUUUUCCCAUGAAAGAAUGUACACAUGCCAUUUUGCUGAAAUAAAUUAUUCUGGAAAUGCC